Molecule: messenger RNA, 3823 nt
Organism: Aricia agestis (brown argus)
Lineage: Eukaryota; Metazoa; Arthropoda; Insecta; Lepidoptera; Lycaenidae
Exons: 15
Coding region: 134-3685 (1183 amino acids)
Biological process (GO): regulation of transcription by RNA polymerase II
Cellular component (GO): nucleus
Molecular function (GO): DNA-binding transcription activator activity, RNA polymerase II-specific; RNA polymerase II cis-regulatory region sequence-specific DNA binding
Source: RefSeq, a predicted model, not a curated record
UAAAAUAACUACAAUCUUUGGCCAUGUUAUUUUAACUGUAGAGAAAACUUUUUGUAAAAUGAGUGAGAAUACUAAUGAUUUGUUAUAAUUAUUGUAUUCUAAAUGUGAUUGAAAAUACGUGUAUUUAAUCUCCAUGAUGAGCAGCUCAUCACCACACAAGUGUAAAAUAUGUAAAAAGACCUUUUCAGAGUUAGCAGGCCUGCGUCAGCAUGUUCAGACACAUUCUUCGGAUAACCCAUAUGCAUGUCAUUUGUGUUCAUAUGCGGGAAAGACAGUGAAAUAUUUAAACAGACACAUUAAGCUCAGGCAUAUGGUUGCUGAUGCCUAUGAGUGUAGUUACUGCGAUAGGAAAUUUCAUUACAUAUCACAAUUAAAUGCUCAUCUCCCAGUCCAUACAAAUUCUAGGCCACACAAAUGUGAUAUCUGUGGAAAAGGCUUUAAUUCCUAUUUUGUUUUAUCAACCCAUAAAAAUAUUCAUAAAGCUGAAAGACCAUACAAGUGUUCGUACUGUGAGUACGCGUGUAACGACAAGUCGACAUUAAGAAAGCAUCACGAGAGACAUACUGGCGUCCAAAAAAUAUAUCAAUGCGAAAAAUGCUUGAGGAAUUUCAAACAGAAAACGGAUCUCCGAGCCCAUGUGUCUGAGGUGCAUUUGAAUGUGGAUUUGAGGACCAAACCAUGUGAGACUUGCGGGAAAAAGUUUAAAUCCACAUCGGAUUUAACCUCACACAUUAAAGUAGUCCACGAGAAGGCAUACGAGACGAAAUGCGAUAUAUGCGGCCUCUACAUCAGCAAUCGGUACAACCUGAAGCAACACCUCCGCUCACACAUCACACUCCGACCAUUCAUCUGUGGGUUUCAGGGCUGCGACAAACGGUAUAAGGAUAAGGAGGCCUUAACGAAGCACAGCAUCAUCCACUACCCGGACCGGCAGUACCCGUGCGGCGUGUGCGGGCGGCGGUUCACGCGGCCCGAGCGACGCCGCGCCCACGAGACCACGCACCGCCCGCGCGCCCGCGCCGCCACCUGCGACCACUGCGGCGCCAGUUUCUACAGCAAGAACUACCUGAGUAAGCACAUAGUGACGAAACACCUCGUACGAGCGCGCUUCUACUGCGACGAGUGCGGGUUCUGUGCACACAACAAGCCCGGACUCAUCACGCAUAUCAAAGCUGGACAUGACACGGAUCUUACGUGUAAAAUAUGUAACAAAGUAUACAAGAAGAAAACCAUACUCAAGUCUCACUAUUGGAACACGCACUUCAUCAAAUACAAGACUAAGACGAGAGUCGUGAAGCCGAAAAAGCCGAAAAAGCCAACAAAACCGGAGAGGGAAGUGAAAAUAAAAGAAGAGCCAAUAGAACAAGAUACGUCGCUAGAAACCUUAGAAAAUUAUAGAAAUGAAAUAACGCGCGGAACAGACGCAGACCAGGCAGCCAAGAUGAAGGAGCUGAUGAUGAAUGCCGUGAUUGCCACAUCCGACAAUCUGGAGACGCUGUUCAGAGACCUGCUGAAACCUGAUGAUGAGGACGAUGAUGAUGUUAAACAUGAUUACGAUUCUCCAUUAUUAUGUGAUGCCUUGCUCGAGGAGGAGGCUCAGAAACAAAUGAAAGAGAUGCUAACAAAAUCCCAGUUUGCAGUUUUUUAUGGAAUUAAAAAGAAAACUCUGGAAAGAGUCACAAUAGAUCCUACUCGUAAUACAUACGAAAGAUCUGUCAGAAGUUCAGAAACUAUACCACAAGAGUCUAAUAAAUAUAUAAGUAGUCAAAUAUCAAAUACCUCAUCAAGUAUUAAAAAUGACUCUAAUGUUAUAUUGGAAGCGCCUGUCAGAACUUUCGAACCUAAGUCACAAGAGGCAGAAUAUAAAGAAAUAGGUAAUCAAAUAUCAAAUGCCUCUUCAACUGUUGAAAAUAAUCAUAGGCCUACUGUGUAUCAGAAGGCAAAUAAUGCUAUAGAGAAAACUGAGUCCGCAACUGACACGAUCCAAGUUGAUGAAAAAGAUCAACAACAUCAAAAAGAAGAUGGUAAAAUACACUUUAAAAAAGAAACUAAAAAAGUAAAAAAGGUUGCGAAAAAAAAUAAAAGUAAAGCUUCUAAGAAAAAACGUAAAUUAAAAAGUAACAAAGUUGCUAAAAGUAGUGCUAAGAAAACAGGUAGUGUUGAGGCAGUAAAAAUAAACUGUGAAAGAAAAGAACCGACAGUUGGGGAAAAAUCUUCAGAGAAUGAAACUGAUGGAAUAAAAUUAAAGAGUAACAAAGUCUCUAAAAGUAGUGCUAAGAAAACAGGUAGUGUUGAGGCAGUAAAAAUAAAUUGUGAAACAAAAGAACCAACAGUUAUAGAAAAAUCUUCAGAUAAUGAAACUGAUGGAAUCAGAACUAGACGACUAGUUUUAAAUAAAAGUUACGCAGAUAUAGAAAACUCUGAUGAUGAAACUACCGAAGAUAUUGAACAUAACGAAGGGGAAGAAGAGUCUGUAGAUCAAAAUAGUGAAGCAAAUCAAUCUGAACAAUCGAUGCCGCCUAUAUUGAACUCUCAUCAGUGCUACGAAUGUUUCAUGCUUUUCGAUAGUAAAGAUCAAUUACUUGAACAUUGCAAGGAACAUUAUAAUUUGUGCAACGAUGUAGUGCUAAAGAAAUGUCCACUUUGCGAUUUUGUGACCAACGGAUCUCUGCCAAGGCACCUUAAGUUGAUGCAUAACAUGGACCUUAAAAAUACAUAUCGGCCGAGCGUAAAAGAAGACGAAACCGGUUCCAGAUAUUUCUACAAUGUCGAUAGCGAGGCUAUCGAUAAAAUAGAUAUCAUUCCAAGCGUUAAAAAUUUAAACAAAAUGGCGUACAUGAAACUAGACAGACGAAGGAGAGAAGAGAAUAAUAAAGCCGUCAAGAAAACUAAACUAGUUAAAAAGCAAGGGGAGUGGGUCGUAGAAAAAUUCAAUAUCAACAUAAAGGCAGAUAACAUAGUGAUACCAGAUUUGAAAACGAUCAAGGGUGAUUACUUUGAAGGGUUGAAAAAGAUGGCAACACUCGCUAAGAAUGACGGCAAGAAGUUUAUGUAUCCGUGCAAAGGAUGCGAAAAGAUCUGCCAAACGCUAUCCGCCUUAAAACUGCACUACCGACACCACGAUCCAAAUAAAAAGCCGUUCAAACCCAAAGUGUGGAAACACAAAAUGAAAGGCCAGAAGCCUCCAGAACCAACGAAACAACCUGAAAAGAUAUCUGAAAAGAAUAUUGACACUAAAAGAUACGAAAAACCAAAGCCGAUAGUGAACAAACAUAAAUGCGAUCCCAAACUGAUGGAGUUCUACAAAAACAACAUAAGAGGAGGCGAUAUAGAGUUCUGGCAGUUCUUGAAAAUCUACAAUCGAAUGUCCAAAGACAAUGUUAAUGAUUUCAAAGAUUUGGAGAACUCAACGAAAUUUGGCAUUCAUAUUGCUGAUAAAACUGCCGAUAAACCUAUCAAUGAUAUUGAUAUAAAUUCUGGUUCCAUCCAGGAACCUUCCGAAAAUUCUAGUCAAGCAACUAGUUCCAUGAAAUUGGCCACAACAGUCGAAGUUUCUAGAAUAACAAAUAUGAACUCCAAAUUCAAAAGGGUUGUGAUGAUAAAUAGAAAAGAACAUCUCAGACGAAUUAAACUAAAGCAGCUACUUCGUGAGAAAAUGAAACAGAAUGCUAAUACCAAGUCAUAAAAAGGUAUGAGAUUUUGUUUGCGAAAAUAUUAUUUAUGAGUAGGUACACCAAAGAAUUAUAUAGAAAUAUCAUGCUGGUAUUAGUGAUAUUUUGUAAGUAAUAACUAUUAUCAAGCAAUUUCGUUUUAUUUUAUAGAA